Messenger RNA from Maniola jurtina (meadow brown), 1421 nucleotides. Its product is annotated as pollen-specific leucine-rich repeat extensin-like protein 4. The transcript is spliced from 2 exons. The record is from RefSeq and is a predicted model, not a curated record. The coding region runs from base 53 to 1258 and encodes 401 amino acids. Lineage: Eukaryota; Metazoa; Arthropoda; Insecta; Lepidoptera; Nymphalidae.
GACUCUCAAGGCACACUCCUGCACAGCCUUCGCUGAAUACCAAACCAGCGACAUGAGGCUAUUGAGAACUUCCUUCAUCCUGGCCGUGGCUAUAAGCCUGGCCACGGCAGAGGACAAGGCGGAAAAAGACACCAAGGCUGAAUCCACACCGGUAGAGGAAAACAAAAAACAGGACAAGAGAGGACUCUCGGAGUACUACGGUGACCACGGUGGAUUUGGAGACGGUGGAUAUGGAAGCAGCAGUGGUGGAGACUUCGGCGGUUACGAAGGAGGUGGUGGUGACAGCUACGGCCACGACCACCACGAGCACCACGAGAAAACCAUCACUGUCAUCAAGAAAGUACCCGUCCCGUAUCCAGUGGAGAAACACAUCCCGUACCCUGUGACGAAACAUGUACCGUACCCAGUGAAAGUGCACGUACCCCAACCAUACCCAGUCGUGAAAACAGUUCACUUCCCGGUCAAGGAAACCAUCAAAGUGCCCGAGUACAUCCCCCAGCCGUACCCAGUGACCAAACAUGUACCUGUUCCAGUCAAAGUGCACGUCGACAGACCCUAUCCAGUCAAGGUCUACGAGAACGUCCCGUACCCAGUGGAGAAGCACAUCCCAGUGCCAGUGAAAGUGCACGUGCCCCACCCGUACCCAGUAGAGAAGGAAGUGCCUUUCCCAGUCAAGGUUCCAGUUAAAGUGCACGUGCCUUACCCGGUCGAGAAGACUAUCCACUAUCCCGUCAAAGUGCCAGUGGACCACCCGAGACCAGUUCACAUCGAGAAGCCAGUCCCCGUGCCAGUUGAGAAGCCAGUGCCUUACCCAGUGGAGAAACCUGUGCCCUACCCCGUGAAGGUGCACGUCGAUAACCCAGUGCCAGUUCAUGUGGAGAAACCCGUGCCCUACCCCGUCAAAGUACCAGUGCCAGCGCCUUAUCCCGUAGAGAAGGUCAUUCCUUACCCAGUGGAGAAGAAGGUUCCUAUCCCGGUGCAUAUCCCAGUAGACAGGCCUUACCCUGUACACAUCGAGAAGCACAUUCCUUACAAAGUAGAGAAACACGUGCCUUAUCCAGUCAAAAUCCCAGUUCCUAUCGUCCACGAGGACAAGCAUGAAUACCACGGCAGUGAAGGCCUAGAGGGCGGCUACGGAGGCAGCAGCUACGGAGGCAGCAGCUACGGAGGCAGCAGCUACGGAGGUAGCGGCUUCGAAGGAGGUUACGGCGGAGGUCACUUCGAUGGCUCCGAGGAUGGCGGUGAUUACCAUCACUAAGGACUGAUCUCUUUGUUUUUUUUUUGUAGAUAGCUUUAAAUGUUGAUUUGUGUUUAGAAGAUUUAUUAAUUAAUUAUUAUUAUUUUUAUUUUAUUUUUACCACAUGACUGGAUAUGUAAAUAUACUACCGAAAGUAUUAUACAAUACAUUCUCGAAAUGUUUA